UUUAAACUAAUCCACCAAACUCCGUUUUAUUUCCUGCGAAUCUUGUCUCAAGGGGUAUGUUUUUGUUCUCAUCGAAAUCAAAUUCAAGCCUAGGAGUUGUUCUUUUUCUUUGUACAUACACUUAAGCUAGUAGAUACAAAUUAACAAUGUCUGAAACUAUCAUCAACGAUGAAGAUGUGGACGUCGUUAUUGCAGCUCUUCGUUCAGAUAUGUCCUCUUUCAUGGAACAAUGGAGACCAUUCUUUUCGAGAUUUCAUCUGAUUAUUGUCAAAGAUCCAGACCUUGGAGCUGAUCUCCAGAUACCAGAUGGUUUUAAUUAUAAUGUCUACACAGAAACUGAGAUCGACCAGGUUCUUGCAUCCACACCAGUUAAACACAUCAAUUUCUCAGGUUAUUUCUGCCGCUACUUCGGCUACUUGAUGUCUCGCAAGAAGUACAUCAUCUCCAUCGACGAUGAUUGCUUUCCCAUAAAAGAUGAUAAAACUGGUAUUUUGAUAGACGCAGUGGGUCAACAUAUCACAAAUCUUAAAACUCCUGCAACUCCCACGUUUUUCAACACACUUUAUGAUCCUUACUGUGAUGGUGCUGAUUUCGUUCGUGGGUAUCCUUUUAGUCUACGAGAAGGUGUGAAAUGCGUUUUAUCUUGUGGUCUCUGGCUAAAUUUAGCAGACUUAGACGCACCAACACAAGCACUGGUACCAGAUAAGAGAAACACUCGGUAUGUUGAUGCAGUACUGACAGUACCUAAAAGUAGCUUAAUGCCAAUGAGUGGUAUUAAUGUGGCAUUUGAUCGUGAGAUGAUAGGACCAGCUUUGGUUCCUGGAUUGAGAUUAGCUAGCGAAGGAAAAGUAAGAUGGGAGACAAUGGAAGAUAUUUGGUGCGGACUAUGUGCUAAAGUAGUCACUGAUCAUCUAAAUCUGGGUGUCAAGAGUGGAUUACCUUAUGUAUGGAGAAACCAAAGUGGUAAUGCUGUUGAAAGUUUGAAGAAAGAAUGGCAAGGAAUGAAGUUGAUGGAAGAAUUGGUCCCAUUUUUUCAGGCAGUGAAAUUGUCUGCAACUACUACGGAGGAUUGUGUCGUUCAAGUGGCUAAUAUGGUGAAGGAGAAUUUGGGUUCAUCUCACGAGUCUAUUGGUCUUGCGGCCGCUGCCAUGGUUGAAUGGGUUAGCCUCUGGAAGGCUGUUCAAUCUUGAUCCUUUCAUUUUCUCUCUGUCUAGAGAUAUUAUACUUGGGCAUUUUUUGUAUCAGUUUUGUGCUUUAAUCUUUGUCUAUUUUGUAUGUUUAUUACAAUAAGAUCUCAGGAGAGACGAGUCGGUAAACAGGUAAGCAAAUAAUAUAUUGCCUGUUCUUGCUUUCAUAUCGAGAAUUUACCCUUUCAAUAAACUCUAUUCUGAUCCUUCUACAGAAA
This is a messenger RNA of Papaver somniferum (opium poppy), 1405 nucleotides long. Its product is annotated as probable UDP-arabinopyranose mutase 5. NCBI's taxonomy places the organism in Eukaryota, Viridiplantae, Streptophyta, Magnoliopsida, Ranunculales, Papaveraceae. Gene Ontology annotation, cellular component: Golgi apparatus; cytosol. The record is from RefSeq and is a predicted model, not a curated record. Gene Ontology annotation, molecular function: UDP-arabinopyranose mutase activity. The transcript has a single exon. Gene Ontology annotation, biological process: UDP-L-arabinose metabolic process; plant-type cell wall biogenesis. Bases 147 to 1190 code for a protein of 347 amino acids.